Malania oleifera is the source of this 1017-nucleotide messenger RNA. RefSeq lists its product as uncharacterized. The record is from RefSeq and is a predicted model, not a curated record. Lineage: Eukaryota; Viridiplantae; Streptophyta; Magnoliopsida; Santalales; Ximeniaceae. The coding region runs from base 110 to 724 and encodes 204 amino acids. Gene Ontology annotation, cellular component: chloroplast. The transcript is spliced from 3 exons.
GGCAUUUAUUUGGUUCUUUAAAAUUCUCUCUGCUCUGGAGUCUGGCCUAGCAUCAGAAGCCCUUUCUUUUCUCAGCCUCACAAUCCAACGCCAGAGAGGAGAGAGAGCGAUGACAUGCAGUAGCGGCAGCUGCUGUAGUACCCUUCUCUCCUCACUUCCGCCUGCCGCCCACCAGUCUCCCUCCUUCCACGGCCGCCGCCUCUUCUGCGCCGGCACCAAAUUGGCACAAGGCCCAGCACCACCACCCGCCCCCACACUGACUGUAAAAUACCCAUUGCUGUCUGACCUUCUCCCUCUCUGUUCUCCUUCCCCUCUCCCUGCUCUCGAAGAAGACAAAGAAGUAGAAGAUCUUUCCUCUCCUUCAACUUCUGCUACAGAAGAUGCCGUUGCCGUCGUCCGUCCCUCCGAACCAUCCGCCGUUGACAACGUCAGCGUUCCUCCGAGGGGCUGUAAGGCUUGUGGGAGUGAGGAAAUAGAGAAGGGCUGUAAUGGUGAGGGAAGGAUUCAAGGUGGGAUUGCAACAGUUCCAGGCUUUGGUUGGUGGCCAAUAAAGGCUUACAGGCCAUGUCCUGGAUUUAUGGCCUCAGGUGGUCGGUACAGACGCCGUGGGCAAAGCAUGGAUGAGGUUGCCUUCGGAAGGGGGGAGAGUGAACCUUCUGCCCUGAGUAAUGAUGAGGCUCAGUCACGCAAGAAACAGAAAGGGCCAAGGGGAUUCAAGAGGUAACGAAGUUUUGGAAGUUGUCUGCCAGGCUAUAACUCAACCUUACCAUUCAAGGCUGAUAGCCCCUGUUGAAGGGCGAUGAUUAGCAGCUGGAGGCAAUGGGUUUGAUAUGGUAUGCAUCAUCAAAAGAAGUUGCGGUUAAAAAAGUUGAGUCUUCUGUUGUACUCUUAAUAUAUCAAGAAAAUCCAAAUGUUUUCUGGCGGGUAUGUGCCAUUACAAGUAACCGGCUGAAAUGCUUGGUGCCAAUGUAUUAAGUAAAAUAUGAAAGGUUUAUGUAGAUUAUUUUGGGUGAGAAA